Molecule: messenger RNA, 1213 nt
Organism: Poecilia reticulata (guppy)
Lineage: Eukaryota; Metazoa; Chordata; Actinopteri; Cyprinodontiformes; Poeciliidae
Gene: aga
Product: aspartylglucosaminidase
Biological process (GO): protein deglycosylation
Cellular component (GO): lysosome; cytoplasm
Molecular function (GO): N4-(beta-N-acetylglucosaminyl)-L-asparaginase activity
Source: RefSeq, a predicted model, not a curated record
CUCAGCAUGUGACACAACAAGGAAGUCUAAAUGCAAUAUCCUGAUAACUACAAGAUAAGUAGUUCUCUUUGAAGCGACUUCUGUUUGAAAUCUCCUCUUUAUUUUUAGUUUGCCGUCAAGUGACAUCUUGCCACCUGACAGCUUCAUAUUUUAGUGUCUAUAAGUGAACAGAACAGAGCAAAAAUGCUUUUAUCUCUCCAUGUUUUCCUUUUAAUGCUGUAUUUUCGGCUUGGAUUUACCUCGUUACCGCUUGUCAUCAACACGUGGCCAUUUAAGAGUGCAACCGCUGCAGCGUGGCAUGCCCUGCAGUCCGGCGGCUCCGUGCUGGACGCCGUGGAGGAGGGCUGCACCCGCUGUGAAGUGGACCAAUGUGACGGCACUGUGGGCUUUGGUGGCAGCCCUGAUGAGACUGGAGAAACCACACUGGAUGCCAUGAUCAUGAACGGUAACUCGAUGGAGGUGGGAGCAGUGGCAAACCUGAGGAGAAUCAAAAAUGCUAUUGGAGUCGCCAGAGCCGUGAUGGAGCGCACUGAACAUACGAUGCUAGUGGGAGAGUCAGCCUCUGUGUUUGCUGAAAACAUGGGCUUUGUUGCAGAAGACCUGACUACCAACGAAUCUUUGAAUGUUUUCUCACAGUGGCUGAAGGGCAACUGCCAACCUAAUUAUCGAAAGAACGUCAGUCCAGAUCCGUCAGCGUCGUGUGGACCCUACGGACCAAAGGCAGCGCAAACACAGUGCAAUGGAGAGCGGCAGGUUAAUAUACACUCCCAUGACACCAUAGGGAUGAUUGCCGUGGAUAAAGACGGUCACAUGGCUGCUGGAACGUCGACUAAUGGACUGUCACACAAGGUUCCAGGCCGCGUUGGGGACUCCCCCAUCAUCGGAGCAGGAGCCUACGCAGACAGCUCAGCUGGUGCCGCCGCCGCCACUGGAGACGGAGACAUCAUGAUGCGCUUCCUGCCCAGCUACUUGGCUGUGGAGCUGAUGAGGAACGGGGCCGAUCCCUCAGCAGCCUGCAAGUCGGCCAUCUCCAGAAUCAAGAGGCAUUACUCUGACUUCUUUGGAGCCAUAAUCUGCGCUAACACAACAGGCCAUUAUGGUGCGGCGUGUAAUAGGGUCCCCAGCCUCACAGAGUUCCACUACAUGGUGGCCGACUCCGAGUCCGACACAGCCGUCCUGAAGUCUGUGCCUUGCUUUUAAACAAACUCACUCA